Molecule: messenger RNA, 939 nt
Organism: Eucalyptus grandis
Lineage: Eukaryota; Viridiplantae; Streptophyta; Magnoliopsida; Myrtales; Myrtaceae
Product: transcription factor bHLH162
Exons: 3
Coding region: 40-687 (215 amino acids)
Biological process (GO): regulation of transcription by RNA polymerase II
Cellular component (GO): RNA polymerase II transcription regulator complex
Molecular function (GO): DNA-binding transcription factor activity, RNA polymerase II-specific; protein dimerization activity; RNA polymerase II transcription regulatory region sequence-specific DNA binding
Source: RefSeq, a predicted model, not a curated record
CCAUCGUUGUCAUCCAUAACAAUAUAGUAUCUGUUUUUCAUGGCUUUGUCCCUCGUGAACAUAAUAGGGAAGGAAAUGGAGAGGGGUCUUCAGCCUUCGACUUCAAGAAGAACGGAGAGGAAGAUCAUUGAGAAGAACCGGAGGAAUCGGAUGAAGCAUCUCUACUCCGUGCUCAACUCCCUCCUCCCCUCUCAGCCCUCUGAUCAGGAAGCGAGAUCAUUGCCUGACCAGAUAGAUGAAGCCAUAAAAUACAUAAAAGGCCUGGAGACAGCAGUGAAGGAAGCCAAGGAUAAGAAAGAAAACCGGAUGGGCAAGAAGAGACCGAGCCCCAGCACAAGCAGCAGCACGCUGGAGGCCGUCAAAUCACCUCAAAUUGAGAUCAGAGUGAGAGAUUCUUCUCUGGAGGUGAUAUUAACUAGCGGGCUUCAUGAUCAGUUUAUCUUCUCGGAGAUUCUCCGGAUGCUCCACGAGGAAGAGGUCGAGGUAAUGAAUGCCAACUUCUCCGUCGUCGGGAACUCGGUUUACCACCUGGUCCAUGCAAAGAUCGGUGAGUCCAGUUUAGGUGCUGCGAUGAUAUCUGAACGGCUGAAAACAUUCGUGAAUGGAUCCGCGGCCGAUGGAGGUCAUGAAGAAUUUCAUCCAAAGUUAUGGGACUGUGGACUAAGUCCUAACAUAUGGAAUUUCUAGAACCCACGGAUGCAAAUUAAACUACGAAGGCAUCUCGGAAGAAAAAUUCCAAUGCUUCAGCCUGUGAAUCUAGUUAACAUUGAUUAGAAUCUUCGAUCGAAAAGCUUUUGUUUACUUGUGCUGUGAAAGAGUACUUGAAAUGUAGUGCAAUAAUCUAUAUUUGGAGAUAUAAUGGAGAAGAUUAUCAUCAGUCUCCCCUCCUUACCUCAGUUGAACCGCUACUAGUUAGACUGCAUAAUUAAAAUUUGCUGA